Kogia breviceps (pygmy sperm whale) is the source of this 1976-nucleotide messenger RNA. Lineage: Eukaryota; Metazoa; Chordata; Mammalia; Artiodactyla; Physeteridae. The record is from RefSeq and is a predicted model, not a curated record.
CGAGUGCUCAGGGACGGGGGGCGGGGCGGGAUGGUCAGGAGGAAGACUGUCACAUGACGCUGGAGCACACGUGACUCGGAGUACACAUGACUUCCCGUCGCGGGCCACCUCCGGGAGAGCAAGGACGCGAGGGAGCAGAGAUGGUCCGAGCCGCGCUGUCGCCGCCAUUCCUCCUGCUGUUGCUCUCCUGGGCGCCCCGAAGCGAGGCAGCCCCUGACCAGGACGAGAUCCAGUACCUGCCAGGGCUGGCCAAGCAGCCGUCUUUCCGCCAUUACUCUGGCUACCUCAGAGGCUCCGGUUCCAAGCACCUCCACUACUGGUUUGUGGAGUCCCAGAACGAUCCCAAGAGCAGCCCUGUGGUGCUGUGGCUCAAUGGAGGGCCGGGCUGUAGCUCCCUAGACGGCCUCCUCACCGAGCACGGCCCCUUCCUGAUCCAGCCAGACGGUGCCACUCUGGAGUACAACCCCUAUUCCUGGAACCUGAUUGCCAAUGUGUUAUACCUCGAGUCCCCAGCUGGGGUGGGCUUUUCCUACUCCGAUGACAAGUCUUAUGCAACCAAUGACACCGAGGUGGCCCAGAACAAUUUUGAAGCCCUUAAAGAUUUCUUCCGCCUCUUCCCGGAAUACAAGGACCACGAGCUUUUCCUGACGGGAGAGAGCUAUGCCGGCGUCUAUAUCCCCACCCUGGCAGUGUUGGUCAUGCAGGACCCCAGCAUGAACCUUCAGGGGCUGGCUGUGGGCAACGGACUCUCCUGCUAUGAGCAAAAUGACAACUCCCUGGUCUAUUUCGCCUACUACCAUGGCCUUCUGGGAAACAGGCUCUGGUCUUCCCUCCAGACCCACUGCUGCUCUCAAAACAAGUGUAACUUCUACGACAACAAAGACCCAGAAUGCGUGACCAAUCUUCAGGAAGUGUCCCACAUCGUCGGCAGCUCCGGCCUCAACGUCUACAACCUCUACGCUCCAUGUGCUGGGGGGGUGCCCAGCCAUCUAAGGUACGAGAAGGACACUGUCGUGGUCCAGGAUCUGGGCAACACCUUCACUCGUCUGUCAUCCAAGCGGAUGUGGCAUCAGACACUGCUGCGUUCUGCGGGAAAGGUGCGCCUGGACCCCCCCUGCACCAACACCACAGCCGCCUCCACCUACCUCAACAACCCUCUCGUGCGGAAGGCCCUCCACAUCCCCAACCAGCUGCCCCGCUGGGACGUGUGCAACUUCCUGGUGAAUAUCCAGUACCACCGUCUCUACCAAACCAUGUGUUCCCAGUACCUGAAACUGCUGGCCGCACAGAAAUACCGGAUCCUGCUGUACAACGGAGAUGUGGACAUGGCCUGCAAUUUCAUGGGAGACGAGUGGUUUGUGGAUUCCCUCAACCAGAAGGUGGAGGUACAGCGCCGGCCCUGGUUGGUGGACUACGGGGAUAGCGGGGAGCAGAUCGCUGGCUUCGUGAAGGAGUUCUCCCACAUCACCUUUCUUACCAUCAAGGGGGUUCUACCAAUUUCCAGGAGUGUAUGCUUGGGUUUCACUAUGGGAAGCCCCACGGCCACCCCAUGCUCACUGUCUCUGUGUCACUGCCUGCGGAACUUAAGUGCCCAGGGACCUCUCCCACUGGGGUUCAUCCAAAUACUGCCAGCCCAGGAAGACAGCACACAAGCUGCUGGAAUCACCUGGAGAGAGGUUUGGCAUUUCCCCAGGGACUGUGGGUUUUUGAUUGAGAUACUGAGGUACAGCAGGAGGAAGUAACUGGUCCCAGUAAAUAAACACAGGCUCUACUGACCACAGGUUACCAAGUUGGAUUUCUACCCAAGAAGUCAACACUCGCAUAGCCCAGCUCCCCGCUUCCUCUCCCUGUCUCCAGCUGUGUUUUCUUUGGACCUUUGCAUGGCUUGGGGAAGCUGCGUCUGCCCAUCUCCCCUUCUGACCAUUUCCCCACCCCCAAGGCCCACCCAAGCUACCCCUCAGGAAAUGAUGCCCCUC